ACAGCCUUUCAAUAUAAGUUCAUCAGUCUAGGCAUAGGUAAGGAGAAGUUAGAUAUGGUGAUGUUGUUCAAAAGGCUGCAGCCACGGCAUGGGGGCAGUCAUUUGUGGCAGAUUUGAGAAUCCUGUGCGGUAGGGGGGACUGCAUUAAGGUGUGCCUUUGAUAAGAGUGUUGGUUUACGCACGAAAAACCAAUUUCCGAAUUAUAUUGGCCUCUGCACAAAUCUAAAAGUGCUGAUUUACAAAAAUCCAUUCUCCGUUAAAGAGAAACUGUUGUUGGCACAUAAAGAUACGGUGAAUGAGCAAAUCUCUUAUAGAAUGUGAUCAGAUGUCGAUGAUAUCUAUGGAUGUCGCGUGUCUGCAUGCUUCCCAAAUGUUUGUUGAGUCAUAUUUUUCCAAUCAAAAUAUAUGACAGUACAUUAUCUAAAUCAACGUCGUUUCCUAAAAGGAUGAAUUUUUGUUCUGCAAAUCGAGGCUUGCUUGAUUCGGCUUUUGCUGCGUCGCCACUGUUGAUAAAUUUUAAGCAGAAAACAUAGAUUAAUUUUUGUGGUGGGAUUUCGGGAUAAGAUGUCAAGCACGGCUGUAUAUUACAAUGUCCACUGACAUAAGUAGCGGUAUUGUGCAUGGGCAAAGGUUAGGGCAAUACGGCUCGUGAAUGUUUGGUAGCAAGCAGUCAGGCACGAGGAAUACAGAGUAAAAUGAAGGCAGAAAUUGACGGCUGUCAAAUGAAGAAACGAAUAUAAUGAAUAAUCAUCAAGGUAUUCGCGUAUGAGGGAUUAUCCUUUUCUCCAACUAUAAUCUUGGGCGAUUAACCUUGAAACAGGCGCAUCAACAAUGGCGUAUUUAGGCCCUGUUUUAAAGAGCAUACAUGGAGGAAAACUUUGGUAUAUCUAAGGACAAAAUUUCUGGAAUUAAACACCGUCUUCUCCCUUCCGCUGUGUUUCGACAAUCAUUUCUUUUAAAGUUAUUUAUUGACAACGGUCGAUGGUGAUGAGAAAAAAUCAAGUAGAAAUUAAGACCAGAUGACUUGGGCCAAAGUUUGCAUCAACGUCAUCAAUUGUGUGCUGAAUCGCCAUAGCGAACUGGAAGAUUAUUUUUGCUUCUUACAGUAGGUAGAUAGCACGCUCGAAAAAAUGCUUUUAGUAUUCCCCAUAUUAGCACAAGAUUCGUGUGGCAGUCGAAAGCGAAGUUUGGUGCCCGAUCUGUACAAAGAACCAAUGCCUACUGUGCUGCACUCAACGCCCUCACUAUGAAUGUCAACUGACCAAUCGAGGUCAGACAUAGUGAGUACUUAAGCGGUGGAAACUGAAGGGUCUUAUUAGCACCAAAGUUCCUGAUCUCGAACAGUUUGAGGUGAGUUUGUGCUUCUUUUGGAAAGCAUCUGAAUGAACCUUAUGCGUAUAAAAACCCCUUUCAAUCGAAUGCUUUUAUUCCUUCCCAUGCACUCCAUGCUCUUUUACAGCUCUAGAUACAAACACUGACGUGAUGAAGGCCUUCUUGAUCGCUAUACUCCUCAUCAUACCGUUCAUACUUGCUGGUAGGUGUCCAGGCAACAAUGAUUACCAUUAUCUGAAUAUUCAUUCUCCGUUAUGAUAAUUCCUACUCACUUUGUCCACUACCAGAUGCCAAUCAGACGGUGCCAGAUUCAAAUGCAACCACGAACGCAACGGACGGAAAUUCCGCAGUCACAUCAACUAUUGUUCCCACAAAUGCCGGUGGGAAUGACAACACUUCCAGCAGUGAUAACUCGCAGUCUGUUGUGACCACGUCCGUUGCUUCGUCUCUCUCGACAGCAGAGUUCUGCCUCAUGCACCUUCUGCUUGUCCUGUCUGUCAAGCUCUUCUAA
Spirometra erinaceieuropaei is the source of this 1843-nucleotide messenger RNA. The record is from the annotation of a GenBank genome assembly. Lineage: Eukaryota; Metazoa; Platyhelminthes; Cestoda; Diphyllobothriidea; Diphyllobothriidae.